AUGAAGAAGCAACAACAGCUAUCUGCCGACAUGUACCUUUUGGUUGUAGCAAGUCCACCAGAUGGCGCCACGGCCGUCGAUCUGGCCAUUCCCAGCCACCGUCAAGUUGUCGAUUCUGUAGAAGGUCAGGAGGACCAGUCGUUGAUGGUUGGUUACCUGUACGGUGAUAGGCGACUUGCAGGACCCCUGAAACCUGAUUUUGCUCAGCAAGAAUUCAGAACUAACCAAGAUUUGUUUGCAUCCAUUGCAACGGUUGUGACCGUGGCGGAGAUUCUGAAAAACAACGGCCUUACUGUUGAGAAGAAGAUUAGGACAUCCACUGUCGAAAUAAACGACGAAUCGAGAGGCUGCCUGUUCCAAAAGGCCAAGAUCGAGAUUGAGUUAGGAAAGAGCGACAAAUUCGAUGAGUUGAUGGCUGCCUCUGAGGAAGAUACGGAAGCAGAAGAUGGGGAGGAGCAAGCUUGAGAAAAGUGCAGUAGCCGCCACCUCUUGUCCUCUUGUUCCUGCGGUUUCUGUACUUUGUUCUUGUUGUUUAAAACUGUCGUAUGAGUCUAUGAUAGAUGCCUUCUGUUCUUGUUUAACUUGUGUUCGUUCUUUGUGGCAUUGUGCGUAAACUCGUUGGCUGAUGAUAAUUCCUUUGUGCUUUUACACCAAUUAUUAUAUUUCUUUCCACAAA
Molecule: messenger RNA, 676 nt
Organism: Brachypodium distachyon (stiff brome)
Lineage: Eukaryota; Viridiplantae; Streptophyta; Magnoliopsida; Poales; Poaceae
Exons: 5
Coding region: 1-465 (154 amino acids)
Cellular component (GO): nucleus
Molecular function (GO): RNA binding
Source: RefSeq, a predicted model, not a curated record